This is a messenger RNA of Manis javanica (Malayan pangolin), 4890 nucleotides long. The record is from RefSeq and is a predicted model, not a curated record. Lineage: Eukaryota; Metazoa; Chordata; Mammalia; Pholidota; Manidae.
CUUUGAGGAGGAAAUCGCUGCUCUCUGCUCCUUCCUGUAGUAACAGCCGCCGCCGCCGGGACCCCGGCCGGGAGCGAGAGCCGCGGGGCGGUGAGGCAGCCCCGCCGCGGGACCGCUCGGCGCGACCAGCCGCGUGCCCGCAGGGACCGAGCCGCCCAGUGGUAGCCUUCGGUGGCGUUGCCCCAACUUGGCUCUGGAAUAUCCCCCCUUCCCAGAAAUUGGGAACCUGGGUUCGAGGCAAGGUGAACAGACAUGGCGGGCUGGAUCCAGGCCCAGCAGCUGCAGGGAGAUGCGUUGCGCCAGAUGCAGGUGCUAUACGGGCAGCAUUUCCCCAUCGAGGUCCGGCACUACUUAGCACAGUGGAUAGAGAGCCAGCCGUGGGAUGCCAUCGACCUGGACAAUCCCCAGGACCAAGCCCAGGCCACCCAGCUCCUGGAGGGCCUAGUGCAGGAGCUGCAGAAGAAGGCAGAGCACCAGGUGGGGGAAGAUGGGUUCUUACUGAAGAUCAAGCUGGGGCACUAUGCCACGCAGCUCCAGAACACAUAUGACCGCUGCCCCAUGGAGCUGGUCCGCUGCAUCCGGCACAUUCUGUACAAUGAACAGAGGCUGGUCCGCGAAGCCAACAAUGGCACUUCUCCUGCUGGGAGUCUUGCUGACACCAUGUCCCAGAAACACCUUCAGAUCAACCAGACAUUUGAGGAGCUGCGACUGGUCACGCAGGACACAGAGAAUGAACUGAAGAAGCUGCAGCAGACUCAAGAGUACUUCAUCAUCCAGUAUCAAGAGAGCCUGAGGAUCCAGGGUGAGGCCCGGCAGCGUGGGCUGGGCGUGUCUGGAGGACAGGAGGGGCUCCCGUGCAGGUGUGAGAAGCUGGCCGAGAUCAUCUGGCAGAACCGGCAGCAGAUCCGCAGAGCCGAGCACCUCUGCCAGCAGCUGCCCAUCGCCGGCCCCGUGGAGGAGAUGCUGGCUGAGGUCAACGCCACCAUCACAGACAUCAUCUCAGCCCUGGUGACCAGCACAUUCAUCAUUGAGAAGCAGCCCCCUCAGGUCCUGAAGACCCAGACCAAGUUUGCAGCCACCGUGCGCCUGCUGGUGGGAGGAAAGCUGAACGUGCACAUGAACCCCCCCCAGGUGAAGGCCACCAUCAUCAGUGAGCAGCAGGCCAAGUCGCUGCUCAAGAACGAGAACACCCGCAAUGAUUACAGUGGAGAGAUCUUGAACAACUGCUGCGUGAUGGAGUAUCACCAAGCCACAGGCACUCUCAGUGCCCACUUCAGGAACAUGUCCCUGAAACGAAUUAAGAGGUCUGACCGUCGUGGAGCAGAGUCAGUGACAGAAGAAAAAUUUACAAUCCUGUUUGAAUCACAAUUCAGUGUUGGUGGAAAUGAACUGGUUUUUCAAGUCAAGACCCUGUCACUCCCGGUGGUGGUGAUUGUUCAUGGCAGCCAGGACAACAAUGCAACGGCCACUGUUCUCUGGGACAAUGCUUUUGCAGAGCCUGGCAGGGUGCCAUUUGCCGUGCCUGACAAAGUGCUGUGGCCACAGCUGUGUGAAGCGCUCAACGUGAAAUUCAAGGCCGAAGUGCAGAGCAACCGGGGCCUGACCAAGGAGAACCUUGUGUUCCUGGCGCAGAAGCUGUUCAACAGCAGCAGCGGCCACUUGGAGGACUACAGCGGCAUGUCUGUGUCCUGGUCCCAGUUCAACAGGGAGAAUUUACCCGGACGGAAUUACACUUUCUGGCAGUGGUUUGAUGGUGUAAUGGAAGUGUUAAAAAAACAUCUUAAGCCUCAUUGGAAUGAUGGGGCUAUUUUGGGUUUUGUGAACAAGCAACAGGCCCAUGACCUACUCAUCAACAAGCCUGAUGGGACCUUCCUGCUGAGAUUCAGCGACUCUGAAAUUGGUGGCAUCACCAUUGCCUGGAAGUUUGAUUCUCAGGAAAGAAUGUUUUGGAAUCUGAUGCCUUUUACUACCAGAGACUUCUCCAUCCGGUCCCUGGCCGACCGCUUGGGGGACCUGAAUUACCUCAUCUACGUGUUUCCUGACCGGCCCAAAGAUGAAGUAUACUCCAAAUAUUACACGCCAGUCCCAUGCGAGCCCGCCACUGCUAAAGCAGUGGACGGAUAUGUGAAGCCACAGAUCAAGCAAGUGGUCCCUGAGUUUGUGAGCGCAUCUGCAGAGUCUGCGGGGGGCAGCGCCACCUACAUGGACCAGGCCCCCUCCCCAGCCGUGUGCCCCCAGGCUCAUUAUAACAUGUUCCCACAGAACCCUGACCCUGUCCUUGACAACGAUGGGGACUUUGACCUGGAUGACACAAUGGAUGUGGCACGACGUGUGGAGGAACUCUUGGGCCGACCUAUGGACAGUCAGUGGAUCCCUCAUGCGCAGUCGUGACGCGCCCCGACCCCCCCCCAUCUUCAGCUUCUUCAUCCUCGCCAGGGGAGUUACUCUUGUGGAUGUUUUAAUUCCAUGAAUCGCUUCUCUUUGGAAACAAUACUCAUAAUGUGAAGUGUUAAUACUAGUUGUGACGUGAGUGUUUCUGUGCAUGGUGGCACCAGUGAAGGGAGUGUGAGUGUGUGAGUGUAUGAAUGAGUUUGCAUGUUGUGGUGUUUCUCCCACUUGCUGUUUAUAGUUUAGUACAGCAUAGGGGCCACAAACAGAGGCUAUGGUGGUUUUAACCUUGUGCAAAAAGGCAGUUCCAUGAACCCUGAACUUGGCCGUGUGUCUUGAGGGUGGCUAUAUUUCUACAUGCGGCUGUUAAAGUAAGAGAAGGACUGUGGGAGGAGAAAGCACCUUCUCUCUGGUGACUCUUUGUUACUGUGUAUACCAAGCAAUUGAUAUAGAACCAUGAUUGUCUCUGCUUCUCUUCUGAAAUGUAGAAACUGCCUUUUGAGAAAGAAUAUCAGUCCUCCUUCCUUCUUUCCCACCCCCAUUUUCCUGGGUAGGGAUGGGCAAAGGGGAGACAUAAAAUGAUAGCUGGGGCAAGGGAAGUCAUGGGUUCUCUGAUGGGUAGUGGCUUUUUAAAUAACACCUAACCCGUCUAGAUAUUCUUUCCCUUCUCCUCCUUCCCCCUCUCUGUUCCUGUGUGUGCCCCUGCAGAUGCAUCUGGUGACCUAGUGGGAAGGGGAGGGUCAUGUAACAAAGCUUGCAGUGUUGACAUGCUUUGUGUUUCAGCCUGUGUGGAAUGCCCGGCCUUGGCUGCCAGGUGCUGAGAAAGCUUCCCUGUUGCCCAGGGAAGCUGCCGGUCCGUCUGCCCAUCCCUCCUAUGCGCUGAUGGAGGCACACGCCAGGCUGUCUGGAGGCUUAUUGAUAAUGACCGUUUGCAGACAUUGGAUGGUGUUUUUGUUUCUAAAUUGGGACUUUUUGCUUUCCCCUCCCCACACUAAUUUGACAUCAGAAUUCUUUUUUCCUGCAUCAGGUCCUGUGGCAUUAUAACCAGGCCACCUCAUGUCCCUUCAGUGUUCACACACGCUGUCUUGGGAAGUGGGCAGCAGGAGUGGGGUCUGAACCCAGGGCCAGCAUGUUCAGUGGGGGUUCAAUGUUCUUGGCCCACCUGGUGCAGAGUGCUGGGUGCUGGGCGUUGUCCAUUGGGGAGAUGCAGUCAGCAGGCUUGCUGGGAAGUUUGGUAAGCUGCAAAAACAAAACCAGAAAGCCUCCACAUAAUUUGGUCCACAAUUUCUUUAGCAGCUUUACACCAGAAGGAAGGCAUGGGCUGUGGCAGGUAGACGAGAAGAGGGGGAAGCAGGUAUAGCUUUUGGAGUACGCCUCCAAGGUCAUCCCUUGGCCCCCCUCUCCGUAAGAAGGACAUAACCACACACACCCAGGAGAGAAUGGCCCUAAAAUCCUUAUUUUUAUACAUGUGAAUAGAUAUUUUUUUUACAGAAAUAAUUUCUGAAUUUAUCAGUGUUUUGAUGCUGAAGGAACAUACUCCUCUGUAGUAAAUUAUUUAUUGGAAGAUAACUUUUUAAAAGCUGCUGUUUGCUCUGGCUUGAUUUCAUACACUGAUUUAUUUUUCUAUGCCGGGCAGUAGAAUCUCUCUGCCUCCGACGAGCAGGCCAACCCCUCCGUGGAUACCAGCCUUGGCGUGGGAUGCUGCUAAGCCCCUUCUGUACCCCUCAAGAUUUGGUUAAAAUUCCACCCCAAGGAUGGGAGUGUUAGGGAAAGGUGAAAUGGAAGUCGGCCUGCGGGAGGCCCAGGCUAGAGGGCCCUCACCUCCCAUACCUGCCGCUGGCCACUUGGCCUUCGGCAGCACCUGCCUCUGAGGGGUGCCCUGUUGUUCCAGCAGCCCUGACGGGGUGCAGGGAGGGACACACUUUCAGAUGGGUAGUGGAUCCAGCCCUAGGGCACGCUGAGGGCCCAGCUCUCGCUUUACAGUAGGUCCUGGGGUUGGGAGACAGGUGCCGAACACUGUGGCUGCCCCGAGGAGCCGGGGUUCCCACACCAGCAGCGUUCCUGAGCUGUCCUGUUUCCUGAGGCUGUGCCUGUAGAUGGGAGGGAUUUUGACUGAAAAGUACCCCUGCUACCUACGUUUUAUUUUCUCUUUUCUCCCUGUGCCUGCAAACCACAAGAAGAGGCCAUGGCAAGUCCUUACCGCCUCAGCCUCUCACUCGCUCCAGACACACACACACACACAUCAUCAUCAAAAUGUUUCAAUGUGUGGUAUGUGCAGGGUUUUUUUGAGGGUGAGGGGAGAAACUAAAAGCAGAUAUAACUUAAAAUGGAAGUAUACUUUUUAUAAUUUUUCAUUUUAAAACUUUGUGAAAUUAUUUCAGAUACAGAUUUUAGUGUUGAAGUGAAUUAGUAUAUAGCCACCAAAAAAGUAUUGUGUACAAUUUGGGGCAGUCAGAAAAAUGUGUAUUUUAUGUUACAAUAAAGGCUUCCUCUGAAGAGCCA